AUGUACCGAGUAUAUAUAUGUGAGACCGCCACCGCAUUGAGUGUGUGAGCCACCGUCACAGCCACCGUCGCUCUGCUCAAACCACCGCUUCUCUCUCUCCGUUCUGGGUUUUCAUCACAAUGUCCACAUUCGGCGCCACCACAAACACCACCAACCCGAACAAAUCGCACGAGGUAUCUCAACCACCUGGUGAUUCUAUUUCGAGUCUCUGUUUCAGUCCCAAAGCCAAUUUCCUCGUCGCUACUUCAUGGGACAAUCAGGUUCGGUGCUGGGAGAUUUCAAGGAAUGGGAAUGUUAUCAAUACUACUCCCAAGGCUUCAAUUUCUCAUGAACAACCAGUUUUGUGCUCUGCUUGGAAGGAUGAUGGAACAACAGUUUUUUCUGGAGGCUGUGACAAGCAGGUCAAGAUGUGGCCGCUUUUGUCCGGUGGACAACCGAUGACUGUUGCUAUGCAUGAUGCUCCCAUUAAGGAUCUCGCGUGGAUACCGGAGUUGAACCUUUUAGCCACAGGAAGUUGGGACAAAACCCUGAAGUAUUGGGAUACUAGGCAGUCCAAUCCAGUGCACACUCAACAACUCCCUGAUCGUUGUUAUGCAAUUUCAGUGAAACAUCCUCUGAUGGUUGUGGCAACUGCCGAUAGAAAUCUUAUUGUCUUCAACUUGCAGAAUCCUCAGACUGAGUACAAAAGAAUCGCAUCUCCCCUGAAGUAUCAGACAAGAUGUGUUGCUGCCUUUCAAGACCAGCAAGGAUUUUUGGUUGGCUCAAUAGAAGGAAGGGUUGGAGUACAUCACCUGGAUGAUGGACAACAAAACAAGAAUUUUACUUUUAAAUGCCAUAGAGAAAAUAAUGACAUAUACUCUGUGAACUCCUUAAAUUUCCAUCCGGUAUAUCACACUUUUGCAACUGCUGGAUCUGAUGGUGCUUAUAAUUUCUGGGAUAAGGACAGUAAACAGAGACUCAAGGCUAUGGCAAGGUGUAAUCAGCCCAUACCUUGCAGUGCAUUCAAUAGUGAUGGUUCCAUAUAUGCUUAUGCGGUUUGUUAUGAUUGGAGCAAAGGAGCAGAAAAUCACAAUCCAACUACAGCAAAGAGCAACAUUUUUUUGCACUUACCUCAGGAAACUGAGGUUAAAGGUAAGCCAAAAGCUGGAGCAACAGGUAGAAAGUGAAGCUUGGUGUUAUACGUUCCUUGCUCGUGAAAUGGCUUUGAAACUGGAAUUCAGACCGGUUAUUUUAUGUUUUGGUGCCACAGCUUAAAUGACGAGUCUACAUAGGUUUUUCAUCUAGGAUUUUCAUGCUUAGGUUUGCCCACCAUCAUGAUUCAGGGUUAGGUUGCUACUCUUUUAUCACGUGUACAGACUCCAAUUAUUGCUGGAUGGAAUUUUCCUUUCAAACAAACAAUUUAGGAGGCUUGUCUCAUUAUUUAUUGAUCUGAAUUUCAUCAUCAUAUGCAGUAAUAGUUUCAUGUUUCUAU
This is a messenger RNA of Lotus japonicus, 1471 nucleotides long. Its product is annotated as protein RAE1-like. Bases 120 to 1166 code for a protein of 348 amino acids. The transcript is spliced from 11 exons. Gene Ontology annotation, biological process: transcription-dependent tethering of RNA polymerase II gene DNA at nuclear periphery; RNA export from nucleus. Gene Ontology annotation, cellular component: nuclear pore. The record is from RefSeq and is a predicted model, not a curated record. Lineage: Eukaryota; Viridiplantae; Streptophyta; Magnoliopsida; Fabales; Fabaceae. Gene Ontology annotation, molecular function: RNA binding; ubiquitin binding.